AUGGCCCCCGACGUAGGCACCAUGGUUGACUUUGCACCCUUCUACGCCAUUGGAAACUUCUGUAUUGCUACAUGGAUGAUCUUUUGGAACAAAUCUGACCUGAAGGUUGCAAAUAUCUUUGUCGUCAUCAAUAGCCUUGCCCAGCUGUACUUUAUCUUCAAUCGCCUUCCGCCCAUGAACAAAAAGUCCAUCAACUCUGUUCUCACUCACGUCGUUGCCAAAACCUUUGCUGGUAUCGGCGUCUUGGAUCUGCUACACAACGGCUCGGUAGCAUACUUUGUUCACCAGCAGCCAUCUACCACUGUCAAGGUUCUCACCGGCGUAGGCUUCGGAUUGUUGUCGAGCAUCAGUGACUGGAUCUUCGGAGGCUGUCUGGUCUAUGACUUGAUUGCGCUGUCAGUCGGUCAAUCCGCCUAUGGUAACGCCGGUUGGAGCAGGCUUCUCGGCAUCUAUGCCGGCGGAGCUGCAGCCAUUGUUGGCACGCGUAAUCUCUUGAGGUAA
Molecule: messenger RNA, 501 nt
Organism: Colletotrichum fioriniae
Lineage: Eukaryota; Fungi; Ascomycota; Sordariomycetes; Glomerellales; Glomerellaceae
Source: RefSeq, a predicted model, not a curated record